Messenger RNA from Dentiscutata heterogama, 199 nucleotides. NCBI's taxonomy places the organism in Eukaryota, Fungi, Glomeromycota, Glomeromycetes, Diversisporales, Gigasporaceae. The record is from the annotation of a GenBank genome assembly.
UAUAAGCAAUGCUAAUAUUAAAACCAAAGAAGCGAUGGCACAAGGUGUGGGCAUGGUGAUAAACAUGGCACCAGAAAGAGCUACAGAUGUAGUAUCUAAAGAGACAAAAGACAUGACACCUGAGAGAGCAGAAGAUGUAACACCAGAAGGAGUAGCUAACAUGACACCCAAGGGAGAAACAGACAUAACUGAAAGAUAA